Molecule: messenger RNA, 1731 nt
Organism: Toxoplasma gondii ME49
Lineage: Eukaryota; Apicomplexa; Conoidasida; Eucoccidiorida; Sarcocystidae
Exons: 3
Coding region: 1-1731 (576 amino acids)
Source: RefSeq, a predicted model, not a curated record
AUGGCCAACCGUUUUGAGAACCACAAGGCGACGGCUCUCGGGGUCCGUCUGCUGCUCGCCUGUUCACUUUUCGCCGUUCUCAGCGAUUUUGCAGUGGCUCAAAGUAAACCUUUUGUUCUCCAGAAGAUUCCGAGGCUUCCCACUGCCGCGGCUCCCGACACGGACGGCGUUACCCCUCUCGAUUCUCGACAAGAUACACUCGAAAAGGCUGCAAGCGACUUCGCACAGGCAUCAGAGAAGAAUCAUCAGGAGUCUACUGCCAUCCACCCCCGUCCCUCCCUGUCUCCCCCGCCUUCUCACGAUGAAGCCCUGCCGUCAGCUGCUGUUGUCUCUCUCGACUUUGAGGCAAGACGCGACAGCGAAAAAGCACACAAGACGCGCAGGAGAUCGAAACGUGGAAGCGACGAAGGCCACUCGUUGAAGCCGGGAGCAGCCCAAGACGACUCCGACGACGGCGAGAAGACACACACAGAAAGCCGCGAAAAAGAAGAACGCCAAGAUGCUGAGAAAGGGCGCGAGACCAGCAGUGGGGAAAUACCAACCGUAAUUAAAAAACAAGCGGGGACAAGCGAGGUAGCAGGAGUUGGGAGCCGUACAGAAGACCGCAGCCUGCGAUUGCAUAGAGACUCCGAUCGCGGUCGCGCCAGGCAAAGAGGAGAGAGGGAGGAGACAAAGAGUGCGGGAGAAGGUGAGAGGGAGGAAACGAAUGCGAAAGAACUUGAGAGGGAGGAAACGAAUGCAAGAGAACUUGAGAUGGAGGAAACGAAUGCGAAAGAAGGUGAGCGGGAGGAAACGAAUGCGAGAGAAGGUGAGAGGGAGACAAAGAGUGCGGGAGCAGAUCGCAGAGAAAGGGACGAGGAGAAGUUCUGGCGAGACGAAGCGCAGAUCUCAAAAAAUCUCUGGCGCAACGGCAGAGGCCCGAGCAGCGAGAAGCGAACUCACUUGUGGUUCGAGGAGGACGUCGGUAUCUUUCGAAAAACGGAUCGGAUCAGGUCUCGUGACGGCCCCGGCAUCUUCGGGAAACUCAACGCAGCUCUCAGAGGCGACCGCUGGCUUCGUCGGACACUAGCAAAGAGAUCCGAGUUCGGUAUGUCCUUGAACGCGUUCAUCGGCAUUCUUGGGAUAAUGAUGAUGGCGCUGGCGUUGAAGAGCCAGUAUGACGCCCACCGACUUCUCAUUGCGUCUUCCAAGCAGCUGAAGAGAGCCUUGGAUCUCAGCGAGAGUAUGAAGUUGCUAGAGUCUGGACAAGUUUCUGAGACAGCCUCUGUGGCCGACGAAGCCCCAGUGGGUGUGAACAGCUUGCUCACCCCGCAAGCGACUCCUGACGCGCGCUGGAGUAACUUUCGGAGGCGUUUCCUCGCCCCGCUGCUCAUCGGGAGGAAGCAUGCACGCACUCCGUCAGCUCCCAUUGAACGUGUCGGAGAGCUGGACGCAGUGGACCCCCCAGUCCAUUCUGCAGUCAGGCCAACAAGGCCCCCAGAAGUCGACAAGCAAAGCACUCCCCGCGAGGAGGAACCGGACAACUGGAGUUUCUUCCCGGAUGAAGUCGAAGAUGUCCUCGACGUCGGCUAUUCAAGACGGAGCCUCGAGAACCGCGGAGGCAUCGAGCAAACGUCCAAAGCACGGGCGCGGUGGGCAAGAGCCAAAGCAGCUGCGGCGGCUGGUGCGGCCUUCCGUAGCCAGCUUUCAGAGGAGGGUGGACUUCAGAGAACAAGUGCGGCUGUAAGUUAA